UGCAACUGUCACUGUCAAACAUCAAAAUUUUGUUGUUUUGAUUAUUUACGUCAAAUGGGCCAUAAGCCCACGUGCAUAGAUGGAUUUUGCGAAAAAGCAAUUAGUAAAAUACGGUUGGAAAGAUGGUAAAGGAUUAGGGAAAAACGAGGAUGGAAUUUCAGAAGCCUUAAAACCAAAAUUGAAAUUCGACAAUACUGGAAUUGGCCAUGAAGUUGGAGAUCAAUUUACCAAUAACUGGUGGGAAAGGGUUUUUAACAAUGCUGCCAGUAACAUAAACGUUAAAGUGGAUCAAGAUGAGGUGAAGUUGCACUUGAAAGAAGAAUCUGUUGAAAUCACCACAAAAAAUUAUUCACUGAAAGAACUCAAAAAGAAUAAACAUUUAGAAUAUGGCUCAUUUUUGAAGUCUGCAAAACUUACUGGACGUGAAGUUGAAACUUACAAUGUUACGCCUAUUGAGAAGUUUGCUUCUUGUAGUUCUUUGACUGAUGAUGAAUUAUUUGCAGCGUGUGGAGGCAGAACUGCUCAUAAGGGUGCAAGACAUGGUUUAAAAUUAGGUGGAAAAUUGUCAAGAAUUGAAAAGCAAGAGAAAAUGUUGCUCAAAAAAAUGAAAAACGUUUCUUUGACUGAUGAUACCAGUAAUUUGGAGAAAAAAAUCAAGAAACUAAAAAAGCAUAAAGAAGAAACUACGAACAAUACAUCACCUCAGGAAUUUGAAAGUCCUAGUUCUAAAAAACACAAAAACAAGCGCAAGAGUGUUUCCUUCAAUGAUGAGGCUGUUGUUAAAUAUUACACUCCUGAAGCAGACACAAGUCAUGAAAGUAUUAAAGAAGAAAAUAGUAAUAAUCCAGUGUUAGCUGAUCAUAACUCAAAUUCUUGCGAUGAAGGGAUUGAACAAGAUUUUGAAGACUCAAAUAACGAUUCAAGUGAUCACCGAAGUUUUGAAGAGGCACAAAAAACGUUUGAUGAUUUGUCUAAAUCGGAAAGGAAGAAAUUAAAAAAGAAGCGAAAGUUGGAAAACAAAAAAACAAAAACUGCUCAAUUUAUUGAAGAUGUGAGGGAGCAAAUGGCCACUGAGGAGAAUUGUAAAAAGCGGAAAUUGAGGGUUGAGGACGUGGAUAUGGAAACUAAGCAAAAUGAGUUGUGUAAAUAUUCGAAAAAAAUCAGAAAAGAAAUGAAACGUGAGAAGAAAAUGAUGAAGUCAAUUGUAAAGUCAUUAGACAAUUUUUGUAAAAUAUCUGACGAUGAAUAGUGAACUGAAGGUUUAGGAAUGUACAAUACAGGGUGAUUCAUAACUCGCGCCCCAGAAAAAAAUGCCAAGUAAGAUAAGAUAUUUUAACAUUUUUUUCUGUGGCGUAAGAUCUGAACCAGCUUGUAUAAUUUAAUUCACAAAAAAAUCCACAAAACAAGAGACUUACAUUAUAAUAUUUUCCAAAAAAAUAUAUAAAAAAAAUAUUUUUAUAAAAUGAUCGAGUAGUUGGUAAUAUCCAAUUAUAUGUGAGUGUUGCCAUAUAAUGUAGUUUAACGUUACUUUUGGGUUAAUAAAAAUUAAUAGAUUUUUUUUUGAAA
This is a messenger RNA of Tribolium madens (black flour beetle), 1566 nucleotides long. RefSeq names its product G patch domain-containing protein 4. Gene Ontology annotation, biological process: regulation of ribosome biogenesis. The transcript is spliced from 4 exons. Gene Ontology annotation, cellular component: nucleolus. Bases 80 to 1249 code for a protein of 389 amino acids. Gene Ontology annotation, molecular function: nucleic acid binding. The record is from RefSeq and is a predicted model, not a curated record. NCBI's taxonomy places the organism in Eukaryota, Metazoa, Arthropoda, Insecta, Coleoptera, Tenebrionidae.